Molecule: messenger RNA, 348 nt
Organism: Closterium sp. NIES-65
Lineage: Eukaryota; Viridiplantae; Streptophyta; Zygnematophyceae; Desmidiales; Closteriaceae
Source: the annotation of a GenBank genome assembly
AUGGCAGCCGGGUUUCACGCAGGAGAUGCUGGACCCUGCAUGGCAGCAAAGGUGCACUACGAGGAGGUCACACUGGAGAUGCUGCUCGGCCUCGCUUCUUACAUCCGCCCACUCUUUUUCCCGCCGCCCCCUCUCUCUCCGUUUCCUCUUCUCCCCUCCUCCCCCCCCCCCGCUCUCCUUCCCCUUUUCCCCUCUUCUUCUUCCCGCCCUUCUCCUUUUCCCCACCCCGUCUCCUUCCCCCUUAGCCCCUUUCCUCCCCCGGCCCCAUUUCUGGUGGGGGCUGCCAGGAAGGCGCCGUGGAGUGGGGCACUGUUCAGUGCUCCCAGUGACGGCCGGGCCAGCAAGUAG